UUUUUCUUUGUUUCUGUCCGGGACGCACACGUCACACAGGUUUGCUGGCACGGUUUUUCUUGCAUCUUUCUCUGCACUCUCACAGCUCUUUCUUUUAUUUUAUGUUCUCGUCCUAAAGUUAUGUACCACGGAAAUUCUAUCAGACUCCUUGCAGGCAACAGUCACCCAGAGCUCGCUCACAGUGUGGCCGAGCGGCUCGGAGUACCCCUCACUCCGUGCAUGCCUCAAAAAUUCUCCAAUGGCGAGAUCAACGUCAAAAUUGCGGAGUCGGUCCGUGAAGAAGACGUCUUCAUCAUCCAAUCCGGAUGCAGCGACGUCAACGACAAUCUCAUGGAACUUCUCAUCCUUAUCUCUGCAUGCAAAACAGCUUCUGCUCGCCGCAUCACCGCUGUCAUUCCCUGUUUUCCCUAUGCACGCAUGGACAAGAAGGACAAAUCGCGGGCGCCAAUCACUGCCAAGCUCGUCGCCAAUAUGCUGGCUUGCGCAGGGUGCGACCAUAUCAUCACGAUGGACCUGCACGCCAGUCAGAUACAAGGGUUCUUCGACAUACCCGUAGAUAACCUCUUUUCGGAACCCUUGAUGAUUACAUACAUUAAGCGUAUCGACGGGUGGCAAAACAGCAUAAUAGUCAGUCCGGAUGCGGGUGGCGCAAAGAGGUUCGUUCUAUUCAUGCAGUGGUCGCUGCUAUUGCGGACAAACUUGGGACAACGCGAUAAACAAUCCAAGAAUGCCCCAGAACGGAUGGAGCUACUGGUCGGCGAUGUCCGGGAUAAGGUGGCUAUUCUCGUAGACGACAUGAUUGAUACCGGAAAGACGCUCAUGCUCGCGGCACGAACGCUGCAUGAUAAGGGUGCCAAAGCCAUUCAUGUUCUUAUUUCGCACGGUUUGUUUGCCGAGGCCGACUUGACUGUGUUAGACCAGCUACCGAUAGAAGAGCUUGUGGUCACCAAUACGUGUCCACAGAAGGAGCACAAAGAGAAAUGUCCAAAAAUCCAGGCCAUCGACAUCAGCGCCAUCAUUGCUGAGAGUAUACGGCGUACGCAUAACGGCGAGAGUAUCAGUUUACUCUUCGGUGAUUGGACGGGAGGUGGACAUUUGGAUAUGGUCGUGCUAUGAAAAAAUCAAAACCCACCGGACUCGGAUUUGCAUAAUCUUACAAAUCUGUAUGCGUACAAGAACAGUACAGAUGUAGAGCACAGAGGCUGGAUCUAGGAUUAGAAGUAGAUGU
Molecule: messenger RNA, 1228 nt
Organism: Pisolithus orientalis
Lineage: Eukaryota; Fungi; Basidiomycota; Agaricomycetes; Boletales; Pisolithaceae
Product: phosphoribosyltransferase-like protein
Exons: 8
Coding region: 121-1116 (331 amino acids)
Biological process (GO): ribonucleoside monophosphate biosynthetic process; 5-phosphoribose 1-diphosphate biosynthetic process; purine nucleotide biosynthetic process
Cellular component (GO): ribose phosphate diphosphokinase complex; cytoplasm
Molecular function (GO): magnesium ion binding; ribose phosphate diphosphokinase activity
Source: RefSeq, a predicted model, not a curated record